AUGGCGCACGUUGUGACCCCUUUGGACCAGCCUUCCAACUACAAGGACUCACAAGCACGCGUCGACCGCCAGAAGCAGAAUGAGCUCCUCGCGAGGUCCACAACGCUUUAUAUUGGUAACUUAAGUUUCUUCACGACAGAAGAACAGAUAUAUGAGAUUUUCUCGAAAUGCACCAGCCCCGAGGAGGGCGGCGGCAUCAAGCGUAUCAUCAUGGGGCUCGACCGGAAUACGAGGACGCCGUGUGGGUUUUGCUUUGUUGAGUACUACACGCAUUCGGAGGCACUAGCGUGUCUGCGGUACGUCAGUGGUACAAAACUUGACGAGCGCAUCAUCCGGUGCGACCUCGACCUCGGCUACCGCGAAGGUAGACAGUUCGGACGCGGCAAAAGUGGUGGACAGGUACGUGACGAACACAGACAGGACUAUGACCCCGGGCGCGGCGGUUGGGGCGCUCAGGCACAGCGACUCGAGAUCGAGCGCCGCAGGGAGGUGGAAGAGCGGUAUGCGGACGCGCCUGACGGGCCCGGUGCGAUUGCCGGUGGCGGUGGCGACUGGAAGGAGGCGGGUACGGCGGAUAACCCGCUCAAACGUGCUCGCUCGCCAGACGACGAGGGUGAUAGUGGACGGACGGGUGCCCGCCCACGUUUGGACGACGCCGGACACGAUGCGCGCAUGUGA
This is a messenger RNA of Postia placenta MAD-698-R-SB12, 678 nucleotides long. RefSeq lists its product as hypothetical. NCBI's taxonomy places the organism in Eukaryota, Fungi, Basidiomycota, Agaricomycetes, Polyporales, Adustoporiaceae. The coding region runs from base 1 to 678 and encodes 225 amino acids. Gene Ontology annotation, cellular component: nuclear cap binding complex. Gene Ontology annotation, molecular function: RNA cap binding. Gene Ontology annotation, biological process: mRNA cis splicing, via spliceosome. The transcript has 5 exons. The record is from RefSeq and is a predicted model, not a curated record.